GUCCCUGGAUCCUCUGGGCGUAUGUCCAGGUAUAAAGUCUGCAUUGAGCUGUAGCACAGCAGGUAGCUCCACUGUGUGUAAUGUGAUCAUGUUUCAUUUACAGAUUGAAGAAUGAUGCUAAAUUCAACCUUAACCACCUCAUCAUACUUUAUUCUUGGAGCUUACUUGCAUGUUGGAAACUUAAGGCACUUGUAUUUUACAUUAACUGCACUGCUUUACUUUGUUAUUCUUGUUGUCAACACGUCACUCAUUGUGGUUAUCUGCAUGAACAGAAGCUUACAUGAACCUAUGUACAUUUUCCUGUGCAGCCUGUUUGUAAAUGAACUGUAUGGUAGUACAGGGUUGUUUCCAUUCCUGCUGGUUCAGAUCCUCUCUGACGUUCACACUGUGUCUGUUCCCUUUUGCUUCCUACAGAUUUUCAGUAUAUAUACUUAUGGGAGUGUAGAGUUUAGUAACUUAGCCGUCAUGUCUUAUGACAGAUAUCUCGCUAUUUGUUAUCCUCUACAAUAUAACACACGUAUGACAUCAAACAAGGCAGCCAUUUUUAUUGUUGUAAUAUGGUUGUACUCUUUUGUGAAAUUUUUAAUUACUUUGUCCUUAAACAUCCGUUUGCCACUUUGUGGAAACAUCAUAAACAGUUUGUAUUGUCAUAACUACCUUGUUGUCAAGUUGGCUUGUUCUGACACCAAAGUGAACAACAUUUAUGGACUUUUUGGCAUUGGUCUCACUGUCUUAGUCCCUCUCAUUCCAAUCCUUUUCUCUUACACAAAAAUUCUUAAAGUUUGUUUUUCUGGUUCUAAGCAGACCAGACAGAAAGCUGUCAGUACCUGCACACCUCACCUGGCUUCUCUGCUCAACUUUUCAUUUGGUUGCUGCUUUGAAAUACUUCAGAGUAGAUUUGAUACGACUGGUGUACCCAGUAUGCUGCGAAUCCUUCUGUCUCUGUACUUCCUCAUCAUACAGCCUCUUCUCAAUCCAAUCAUGUACGGACUGCAAAUGACCAAAAUACGCAAAACAUACAAACAUCUGUUCUGCUAUAAAACCCUGACUGUUCAGACAGACUGAAAAUGUAAAAAAUGUAAAUUAUUAAUUAUCUAUCGCCUUGAAAUGUGCAGACUGAAUGUGGAAAAUGUGCCAGUGUCUUUCUGUCACUGUUCAUGUGAUGAUGAUGUAAUGUCAUGAAGUUCACAACUGAAAAUUAACUGUUUUGUUUCAACUUAACUUGUCCAUUCUCCAGAUUAUUUUUGCUAAAGAUUGAGAUCAGAGGACACCCUUUCAUCGUCAUGUAGACUUGUUACACUUGUUCCUUAACUUAUAAACUGACCCGUAAGUUAUCAUGUUUAAGCGUUAAUUUACUGUGAUUAACCACUUAUUAUUAAGAAGUCUAAACCAGUACAUCAUGACAACCAUCUGUUAAAAACAUGAAACACCUAAACACAAAAAUUUAAAGAUUUUUAUGUGAAAGGAACAGCAGAAAAGUGAUUAUUAA
Messenger RNA from Scatophagus argus, 1489 nucleotides. RefSeq names its product olfactory receptor 10A6-like. Gene Ontology annotation, molecular function: G protein-coupled receptor activity; olfactory receptor activity. Gene Ontology annotation, cellular component: membrane. NCBI's taxonomy places the organism in Eukaryota, Metazoa, Chordata, Actinopteri, Scatophagidae. The coding region runs from base 112 to 1065 and encodes 317 amino acids. Gene Ontology annotation, biological process: G protein-coupled receptor signaling pathway. The transcript has a single exon. The record is from RefSeq and is a predicted model, not a curated record.